Messenger RNA from Sesamum indicum (sesame), 1839 nucleotides. The record is from RefSeq and is a predicted model, not a curated record. Lineage: Eukaryota; Viridiplantae; Streptophyta; Magnoliopsida; Lamiales; Pedaliaceae.
AUGCAGGGUUUUAGUGUGAAUUAUAGCGACCCUUAUGAGAGAUUGUGUUCUAAGUGCAGUGGAUUGGGCGGGCAAUGCGGGUUUGAUUCGGUCUUGGGUCGACCCCUUUGUAUCUGUGGCAAUAGACCUUGUCCUUUUGCUUUGACACUUCUCCCGGAAGGGAUGGUCCGAACGCUACACGGCCUUUUGCAGGAUCUACAAAGGUGCUUUCUGAUCUGCACAAGGGUGUCACUUGGUAUUGCUGGUUUAGUUAUAUCAUCCAUCAUCAUUUUCUACAUCAGAAAACAAUUUAAACUGCAGGAGGCUGACCAAAAAAGUCAAAACAUCGACAAGUUUCUACUCAGCCAUGGAUCUCUGGCUCCAAAGAGAUAUAACUACAGGGAAAUCAAGAAAAUAACUAAUUCCUUUGCAGAAAAGCUGGGGAAAGGAGGAUAUGGCAUUGUAUACAAAGGUAAGUUACCCGAUGGCCAGCUUGUUGCGGUUAAGGUCUUAACUGAGACUGAUAACAACACGGAAGAAUUCAUUAAUGAAGUUGCCAGUAUCAGUAGAACCUCCCAUGUAAACAUUGUCAAUCUACUGGGAUUUUGCUAUGACAGAGAGAAAAGAGUGUUAGUCUAUGAAUAUAUGCCAAACAAAUCAUUGGACAAGUUCAUCUGUAAGAGUGGAUCAACUGAUCCAGGCUGUCAGUUGGAUUGGGAAACAUUGUAUGGAAUUGCAGUAGGCGUUGCCCGAGGUCUUGAGUAUCUACACAGAGGUUGCAACACAAGGAUUGUUCAUUUUGACAUCAAGCCUCAGAACAUUCUUUUGGACGAAGAAUUUUGCCCGAAAAUAUCUGACUUUGGGCUUGCUAAAUUGUUCAAGAAGCAGCAGAGUAUAAUAUCAAUGCUUGGGGCAAGAGGGACUGUUGGAUACAUAGCUCCCGAAGUUUUCUCGAGAAACUUUGGAGCAGUUUCUCACAAGUCCGAUGUGUAUAGUUUUGGAAUGAUGCUUCUUGAAAUGGCUGGAGCAAGAAAAAAUGAUAUUGAGGCAAUUGAAUCAAGCGAAGAUUAUUUUCUUGAGAAAAUUUACCGACACAUUGUACUCAAGAAUGAAAAAUUAGAUGGUCUCAUGACUGAAGAGCAAGAAGAAAGUGCAAGGAAAAUGUUUUUGGUAGGGGUUUGGUGCAUUCAGACUGCUCCAUCAGACAGGCCACCAAUGACUAAGGUUGUGGAGAUGUUAGAAGGAAGUCUUGAGUCUAUACAAAUUCCCCCUAAGCCAUUCCUCUAUUCUCCCAACUUGUCAGGACCACAAUUUUCCUCUUCAGUUUCUGUAGAUGCAGACGCAGAAAUAUCAACGGAAGAAAGAGGCAUUUACUUACAGAAGAUGACUGGAAGGCAGAUUCGGUAAUAUCUUUUUGGACCAGUUGGGGAUGUUUCAGAAAGAACAGCACAAAACUUGCUCUGUAAUAACUCAUCUGUAUCUUAAUCACUUCCUACAGCCAAUGUAUCAUCAAACUUAAAACUGUUUUUAAUCUGGGCCCAGAGAAGCUGCAGCAUUUUCUGAAAUUGGUUCUAUGGAAGCUGUGCUCAGUAGCUGGAUCUUGACAUCAGACGGCACCCUGUAUCCUGGCGGCUGCCCAUUACUGGUCUAUACUCGGUCUAGUUCUUGAGGACAGCCAGAGGAAAUCAGGAUGCCGGAGAACCGAAUCUUUGUUCUCAAGAAAACUCAACAGGCUCUUGACCUCACUCUCCGCUGGUGAUCAUAGUGAUUAUUCUUUGUUUGAGAAAUUUCAGACUGAAUGGGCAACAACUGAUUAUCAGAAAUAUAAGUCAGCCUGCUGGGUACCCUGCUGCAUUAUUU